Setaria italica (foxtail millet) is the source of this 1739-nucleotide messenger RNA. RefSeq names its product protein arv1 homolog. Gene Ontology annotation, biological process: sterol metabolic process; intracellular sterol transport; regulation of plasma membrane sterol distribution. Gene Ontology annotation, cellular component: cortical endoplasmic reticulum; Golgi apparatus. The record is from RefSeq and is a predicted model, not a curated record. Bases 240 to 971 code for a protein of 243 amino acids. The transcript is spliced from 8 exons. NCBI's taxonomy places the organism in Eukaryota, Viridiplantae, Streptophyta, Magnoliopsida, Poales, Poaceae.
CUCGGGUCGCAUCAGGCGAGAGAAUCCGGGCAGGGCUGGCUCAAUCACUCGGUCGCAUCGCACAGAUUCGGAGCUCAACGGCGACGGCCAAGGCGGCGGGGCAGGCAGGGGAAGCGUCGAGGAGGUGGCGAUAGGGUGGAGGCGCCGAGGCGGGAGACUGUGGACCGCUAGCAGGGGGCUGAGCGGCGGCGGGCCGGAGUUGGGUCCUGCAGAAAGCUUCUGCGGACGCAGUCCUAGCGAUGGGCGAUGCGCAGGCGGCAGGGGAGGGUCCGCGCUGCGUCGGCUGCGGCGGGCGCGUGAAGACGCUCUUCGUGCAGUAUUCCCCGGGCAACAUCCGCUUGAUGAAAUGCGAUAACUGCAAGGCUGUUGCUGAUCCCUACAUCGAGUGCGAAUUCAUGAUCAUCUUGAUUGAUCUGAUCCUGCACAAGACAAGGGCGUACCGCCAUGUUCUGUUUAAUAAUCUGAGCAUGGGAUCAUCUGUUGACAAGGGAAUACUUUACCGAUCCACUUUGAUCCAUAUUGCUCUUGACGCAUUCAGAAUAUCUUUUUCGAAAGGAAACAGAGCUGAUGGGGCUUCUUCCAGGAGCAUUUUCUCAACAAUUUUCAAUUGCAUUGAGGUCAUUGGCGAUGCAUUGUUAGGGAACAUCGUAUUUAUGGUCAUGUUAUUCCUGGGAGUGCGGUUCAUUCUCAAACUAUCUUUCGACAUUACAAGGUAUAGAGAGGUUCUGUUCGCUGUCAUCAUUUCAAGCUACUUCAAGUUGUUUCUUUUCACAAUGAUGGUUUGGGAGUUUCCAUCAUCUGUUAUAUUAAUUGUUGAAAUGUUUGUUCUCUCAUCAAAUGUUGUAGCCCUAAGAGGUAAACACUGCACAUUUUCCCCACAAAUAAUCGCCACCUUGGCCACCACAUCGUUGAGUUAUUUUGAAAUGCUUUUUAGUGGUGGGAUGCAUACACAUCAAUUACAGUCUUGGUAAGUACUGCACGUUUUUCCCAUAUAAUAAAUUGAAACAUUUCUAUAUGGGCAUAUAUAUGUAUAUGGUGGAUAGCAUAGAUAAUUAUGUUAGGGUUCUGUGUUGCAUCAACCGACACAUUAUCAUAGUUUUUCUAUGAAUCCUGCCAUUUUCCUGCACAAAGAUAUAUCCCAUGGUUGGAUCAAAAGGGCCUUUCGCUAAUCAAGAUCUCUAGUGAUGGGAUCAGACAGAUGUCCCCAGUUCUGCAUCGAAUGGUCAAGUCUAUGUCAUCGCCAUUAUAUCCUAUAUAAUUGAUUGAUCGAUCUAGGCCUCACCCUCAACGUCUACAACUUCACGCCUUCUACAGUUUUCUGAAGUGAUACCCAUCAAGGCAGAGCCCCUGAACCGUGUUGCAUCAAGUUUUUGGCUCACUGGCUGUGCACCUGCACAAAUAUUUAGUAUGAUGCAUAUAUAUCAGAGUCUUCUGGGAUUGUUGGUUUGCUCCCAGCUUUCAGCACUUGGUCUAUUGCUGGUUUUGGUUUUACUGAAAUUACCACAGCUUUGUUUCCGUUUUCUUUUGGUAGAAGUUAUGUUCCUUUAGCAAUCCUGUUAAAUGUUGUCAGAACUGACUGUGCCGUUUCUUUGCAGUCGUUUCGCAGUUUCCAAAAGCCCACUGUUUUGGGGCCUGCUUCAUGGCGCAUGCAGCAAAAUUCUUGACCGAGAGAUGGAUCCUCGGGACGCCAGGAGCCUAAAGUCAUCCAGACCAUCCUUGAACUCCAAGCACUGCCCUAU